AUCAUUGUGCGCCGCACGAAGCUCAGAAUGUGUUCAGGUUGAUCUUUGGUUUGUGUUUUGGUAUAUAUAUUAAAAAAAAAUCACAAAACACGUGACGUGGACCGUUUGAUGGGAAGCAACGAUGUCUGUGACGGAAAUGUUUAGCUACAUUCAGUGUUUCCUGAGCGCAGAUCAGGACAUCAGAGAGGAUAUCCGUAAAGUGGUCCAGGUUUUGGAGCAGACGGCCAGAGAAAUACUAACUGUGCUCCAAAGUGUCCACCAACCAUCUGGCUUCAAAGAAAUUCCCAAUAAAUGUUCAAAGGCGAGGGAGCUGUUCUGCACAGUCAAUACACAGUUGGCAGACUUAAAAACGAAGUUUCCUGUGGAGCAGUAUUACAGGUUCCAUGAACAUUGGCGCUUUGUCUUGCAGCGCUUGACAUUUUUAUCUGCUUUUGUUGUCUACCUGGAGACUGAAAGUCUGGUGACUCGAGAGGAGGUGACCCAAAUACUCGGGAUUGAGGUAGAAAGAGAGAGAGGCUUCCACCUGGAUGUAGAAGACUACCUGGCAGGUGUCCUGAUCAUGGCAAGUGAACUGUCUCGGUUGGCGGUCAACAGUGUGACAGCAGGCGAUUACACCCGGCCACUACGCAUCUCCAACUUCAUCAACGAGCUGGACUCAGGCUUCCGUUUGCUCAACCUGAAGAACGACCCGCUCCGUAAGCGGUAUGACGGCCUGAAGUACGACGUGAAGAAGAUCGAAGAGGUGGUCUACGACCUUUCCAUCCGUGGCCUGGCUAAGGAGCCUGAGGGGGACAAAUAGGGCCCAAAGUGGGUGGGAGGUGAAGGAGGGUGCGCUGGCUCCUUGAGCCUGGGGCCUGUCCACAGUGACUGCAGAUCAGACUGUACCCAGCUGGUAGGCAAGACCUGGGAUCUGGCUGAGGUCCCACCAACCCAUGACGGACUGUGUGUGUGUUUAUGUUUGAAGUACUGCAGACCUGUGUGCAUCCGUCAGAAGGCAGGGGUGAAGUAAACUUUAUUCCUACUAUUUCAUAAAUGUGUUCAGCUUUUGUGUUUGGAGUUGGUUUUGUAACAGUCGUAUUCUUCUUACUGAUUGACAUUGAGAUGAUUGUGAGAGCUGGAUCUCACUGAAACAUGUUUUCCAGACAUGCAGCCCUUUUGUUGUUUAUCUGCAGAAGCAAGAUUAAAAAAAAGCCAGUG
Messenger RNA from Thalassophryne amazonica, 1197 nucleotides. It is a transcript of the gene tsn, whose product is annotated as translin. Bases 122 to 799 code for a protein of 225 amino acids. The transcript is spliced from 6 exons. The record is from RefSeq and is a predicted model, not a curated record. Gene Ontology annotation, cellular component: nucleus; cytoplasm. NCBI's taxonomy places the organism in Eukaryota, Metazoa, Chordata, Actinopteri, Batrachoidiformes, Batrachoididae. Gene Ontology annotation, biological process: RNA metabolic process. Gene Ontology annotation, molecular function: RNA binding; sequence-specific DNA binding; single-stranded DNA binding.